Molecule: messenger RNA, 4324 nt
Organism: Meleagris gallopavo (turkey)
Lineage: Eukaryota; Metazoa; Chordata; Aves; Galliformes; Phasianidae
Source: RefSeq, a predicted model, not a curated record
GAUCACAAACGAUGUCCAGUCCUUGCUGCUGAUAAUGCUGGCUGUCAUGAUGGCCAAGAUGGUUGGUGACAUUUUUAACGUAUCCCUGUACAGCUCCCUCCUGAGGCUGAAAUGCAUUCCUUACUUGGAUGUGGAACCUUUUGUUCACCACAGGAAAGAACGGCUGAACCUAGAAUUGUUCUCUGCCAGGGAUGUCAUGGAGCCUCACGUGAGAGUCCUUCACCUGAAGGAAAACAUUGCCUCCUUGGCUUGGCUUCUUGCAAGCACAAGCCAUGGUGGAUUCCCUGUAGUUGGCAGGCCCAAGUCAGAUCACACACAGGUGUUUCAAGGAACCAUUAAGAGGUUAGAGCUGUGUAUGUUGCUUGAGAACGAGCACAUCUUUGAACCAGAGACAAACAACGAAUCUUUCUCCUUCUCACAUCCUCUACCCUAUGAGAAGAUAACAGUGGAGAAGCUGCCCAAGCCGUCGCGCCUGGUCAUGCUGCUGAAUCGCUACACUACAGAUCCCCGGUAUCAGCAACUCUUCAUCAAUCUGGAGCCAUACAUAAACAAAUCGGCCAUGUCAGUCCAAGCCCAUUUCUCACUGCAACGCACGUAUAUCAUCUUUCGCACCAUGGGGCUGCGCCAUCUCACUGUGGUCGAUUUGCAGAACCGAGUGGUUGGUGUGAUCACCAGGAGGGACCUGAUGCCUCUUCCCUUGGAAGAGAGGCUCAGGCUCCAGCUGUCUGCACACAGCCCUGAUGGGGGGGAGUAGCCUCUGGAUUUAAGGCAGUGGAUAGUGGAUUUAAUGUUAUGGAUGCAUUCUUGGGAUUUGUCGCUUCUUUCUGAGUUCAUGCUUCUUCAGGAAAAAAUAAUCAGAGCUUUUCCACUUGAUCCCUUCUGGAGAAGAGAUGCUUAAAAGCUGUUGUAACUAGACGUGUGGGGUUGUAGCCUAGAGCUACGGCUCUACAGCUGUUUGGCGAUUGCAAAAUUCAUUGACUUAAAUGCUUGUGAGGCAGAAUAGGAAUUCAUGUAUUUAUGAAAGAUGCAUAUAAAAUCAGAUCUGUAGAAUGGAUGCUAAGGAGUCUUUUGUCACACUGUGUCUGUGCCUCUCAAUGAAAAAAUGUCAUGACCCCUAGCAGCAAAGUUAUGCUUGUAAAAGCUUUGAGCUAGGACUAAAUUUCCAACCACUGAACGUCUGCUUCCAAACCAGCAUUUUUAUAUUGAACCAUGUAAGUUUAAUUGAAAGGAAAUACUGUCUUGAGAAAAACGGCCCACUGACAUUGGGCCUUCAUAUUGGCCUAUGUGUUACUGCAAUCCAAAGGGAGAAUUGAAAGUGAAUGAGAAACCUGACAUGCCUUUCUAUUGCUUACAGUUCUUUAAUUUCUUUACUGCUAGAAUAAGCUCUCUUUCUCUCUUUUAACCUGAUAAGAGAACAUUUUUAGUUAGGUCAUGUAUAGGGAGGUAUGUAACAAAUUCUCAUAAUGGGGACAUAGCAUGAUAAAUUGUCGAGCAGUUUUUGAUAGCGGCAUAUUUAGAAACUAGAAAAAAAAAGUAAAUAAUUUGUCAUGAUUUUGUAGCUAUGCAAUGUUUGAAAGUUUGGAAAGGGUUAGCUGUUAAUAAAUUAAUGUGAACAAUUUUUUGGACGAAGACACUGUUAGAUCUCCUUCUAUGACUUCAUAAUUGAUGUUUAAUUUUAUUCUGUUAAAUACCAGAGGGAUUCACACAGCUUUGAAUAUCAAAACCUAGUAUGCACAAAGGAAUUCACCACUAUUAAUGCUGUUACAAUGAAUAUCAAGAAAAAACAGUAAUAAUUUACUGUUUCUAAAAAGUUGCCAAAUUCCUGAAAAUGAAUUUCUGGUAUUUGAAUCACGCAACUUUGAGUCUCUUAUGAAUCAAAGAUUUGUUGGAUUUUCUCCUAUUUUCCCUGCUGGAUCUUGUCUUAAUUAACAAUAAUGUUGCUUUUGUAGCACCGCAGAGAAUGCGCAGCUCUUUAAAACUGAAGUGUCCAAGUCAAUGCAAACAGCUGGCAGACCAGAAAUGUAUGUAGGUACAUGAGAGAAGCUCUUUAAAUGGUCAGUUAAAAUAUGGUCAUGUAGAAGACGAGAAAUGCCUUCUCAGUCAUCCACCCAAGAGGCACAGGGCUGGAUGUGUAUUCAGAUCAUGUUACAGUUAGUAAUACUUUGUUCAUUAGCAUGUUAGUAAGGUUGCUGUCACUGUCAGCCUAUGCCUCACCUACCCAAAGAAUGCAAAAAAAUUCUUGAAGGAAUUAGGCCUGAUGAGUCCAGAGUUUUACUGGCUGAUGGUGCUAGCAGAAUAGAAGAUCUAAUCUAAAGAGAUUUAGGGAUUUCCCUUGAACACAGCAAGAAUCAACGUUUCUUGUGAUAAUCAAAUCUGAAUAACCUCGUUGUGAAUUUGUGGUUUUGUUUAAAAACUGUUGAUUUCCUUUCCAUUAUCUGCUGCGUAUACAAAGCACACAGAGGCCUGGGUAAUGUAAUUGCUUUUUGCUGACAGUAUCUGUGGCUAAAUGUCUCAGUGCAAUCUGUAGUCAGAAUGUACUGUGCUGGAGACAGCUGGGAUAUCAGUAACUCAUUACCUGACUUUGAACAGGUCACUUAAACGCUUGGCAUAUCAUUUUCUCUGCCUUUAGAAUUGGAACGAUAGUAUGGACCCACCACAGCUCCUGUGAAAAGUGUGUGUGAAAAAUAUUAUAAGAAUAUAAAUUAUUUAUAAUAAUACUUUGUGCAAGCCAAUCAUAAAAGAUAUUGUGAGAAUCCCUCUAUCCUGUAUCAACAAGUAUGAUUUCUAAUGAAAAGUCCACACAACUUACAUGGAACAUCUUAUAACUAUACUGUGAACUAGGUGGAAGAAGACACAUUACAUUCUGCCAUUAUCUAGUUAUACAGCUAGAUGAUUUUUUUAUUUUAUCUUUCUUUUAUUUAAUAUAUGUGUGUUCAUGAAGACAGGUGAAACAGAAUUCCUCCCCCAGGACUUCCUGAAACAAGUGGCUCCCUCAAUAUUCUUGACUACAGUGACAAAUCCAUCUCAUCAUAGACCAUAAUAGUGUAAUACAUAUAGAAACAUGAAAAUAGAUGAAAUCUGUAGGAAACUUUUCAUCAAUAUAUGUUUCCCAUGAUGCACAUAUAAAACAAGUCUCCAAGGAAUGGCAGCAACAAGUAGACACAUCAUCUGACUCCUUGGCACAAGAUACUUCUGCUUUUCUUGUCUGCUAAUCGUGAGUGGUAAAUUUUCUGCUAUUCCAUCAGUUAACCUGAAAUAAGGAACUGGAUAUUUAAAACAAAAAUACUAGUUUUAUGAAAAAUACAAGUUGUUUAUCAUUUCUCACAAUUUCUGAGCACAAAUCUCUGUGAUAGAGUUUUAUACAAAAUCCAAGUCACAAGGAUUACAUAUUUUCGGUUUGUGCUAUGCAUCUAUACCUCUUUCAUCUCACUCUCUGUGAUGCUGUUUUUUCCGAAUAUUUCUUACUCUCUUAAGCUUAAAUUUAGGUUAAAAAACAGGCAGACCGAAAUUUAGAUUUGGGUUUGAAUUACAGUGAUGCAAAUUUCCCACUAUUCAAUCAAAACAUUGCUGUGAAUGAGCAUAAACUAUCCUGAGGGUUUUGUGUGGCAUGCAAACUUAACAUAUUGUUUUUUAGAUAUCCUGUAAAGUGCAUAUUUUUAUCUAAUGUGUAUACCAUUCCUGGUAUUUUUUUUUCAGUUGUGUGAUAAUUUCAUAGAUUGGAAUUAACUGCUGUGCAUUUUUAAAUUGCACAGUUUAUCAUGCUGUAGAACCCUCUAAUGUUUCUUGAUUUCCCUCUUAUUCUUGCUUACAUUUUUAAAUUUGAUUUUUGUCCUUCCUUAAUUGUAUUUAUUUGCCGACCAUGGAUGAAGGAGUCUAAAGGAGGGAAAACAGAUGAAGAAAUUCUUAGUACGUACUUUAUAUAGAAACGACGACUUUAAGGACUCAGAAACCAACAUUGCUAAAGGUACCUGUAAUAGGAUAUGGUCUCUUACCUCAAGGCUGAGAUAGCCUUGUGCCAAAAAACUAAACAGGAAUGGAAAUGUAACCAACUGUACUCUGAGCAGUGCCUGGAAAAUCACAGAUGAGGAAAUGCUGCAGAAUGUUACUGUUGUCUCCGCUGGCUCUUUUCACAUAGCUUCAGUUAACAGGGCUGUCAGUGUACCUCUGGUGAUCAUGAAAUCACUUAAUGAAAUGAAAUGUAACCAGCCCUCAAACAGUCUAGUGGUUAAUUAAGUGUGACCAUCAAGUCAUGGGAAUCAUAGCAGUAUACAAGGGAAUGCUUGUUCAUUCCUGAAAGGCCUAGGCAAGAGGAAAUACAUGAUCA